Messenger RNA from Cololabis saira (Pacific saury), 1679 nucleotides. RefSeq names its product activin receptor type-2B-like. Gene Ontology annotation, biological process: activin receptor signaling pathway; cellular response to growth factor stimulus; protein phosphorylation. The record is from RefSeq and is a predicted model, not a curated record. Bases 1 to 1545 code for a protein of 514 amino acids. The transcript has 11 exons. NCBI's taxonomy places the organism in Eukaryota, Metazoa, Chordata, Actinopteri, Beloniformes, Belonidae. Gene Ontology annotation, cellular component: plasma membrane; activin receptor complex. Gene Ontology annotation, molecular function: ATP binding; activin binding; activin receptor activity.
AUGUCUUUUUCAUGGCUGACUUGUUCACUUCUUCUGGGAACUUUAUGCGCAGGGUACAGUCUCGGGGAAGCGGAGACCCGGGAGUGCGUCUACUACAAUGAUAAUUGGCGUACGGAGAGGACCAACCAGAGUGGCUUCGAGCGCUGCGAAGGGGAGAAGGACAAGAGACUGCACUGUUAUGCCUCCUGGCUCAACUCCUCAGGGACCAUCAAGCUGGUGAAGAAAGGCUGCUGGCUGGAUGACUUCAACUGCUAUGACAGGCAAGAGUGUAUCUCCAUGGAGGAAAACCCUCAGGUGUUUUUCUGCUGCUGUGAGGGAAACUACUGCAAUGAGCGAUUCACUCACCUUCCUGACAUGAUCGGUAAUGGCAACCAAGUGAAAAUCCGGCCUCCACCGCGAGUGCCGUCCCUGCUCAACGUGCUGGUGUACUCGCUGCUGCCGCUCUGCGUCCUGUCCCUGGCCCUGGUCCUGGCGCUGUGGAUGUACCGACACCGCAAACCUCCGUACGGCCACGUGGACCUGAGCGAGGAUCCUGGACCUGUACCUCCCUCCCCUCACGUGGGUCUGAAACCACUUCAACUGCUGGAAAUUAAAGCUAGGGGUCGCUUCGGUUGUGUGUGGAAGGCCCAAUUAAUGAGCGAAUACGUUGCUGUAAAGAUUUUCCCUGUUCAGGAUAAGCAGUCAUGGCAAAAUGAGCGGGACAUAUUCGUGACUCCAGGGAUGAGGCAUGAAAACCUUUUGCGCUACAUCGCCGCAGAGAAACACGGAGCCAACCUGGAGACGGAGCUGUGGCUUAUCACAGAGUUUCAUGAGAGGGGCUCGUUGACAGACCACCUGAAGGGUAACACUGUGACCUGGACUGAGCUGUGUCACAUAGCAGAGACCAUGUCCCGCGGCUUGGCCUACCUCCAUGAGGACAUUCCCAGCUACAAGGGAGAGGGGCCCAAACCCACUAUUGCACACAGGGACUUCAAGAGUAAGAAUGUGAUGAUAAAAGACGAUUUAACUGCAGUCAUUGGAGACUUUGGGCUCGCUGUGCGGUUUGAACCAGGAAAGCCCCCAGGAGACACGCACGGCCAGGUUGGUACGAGACGGUACAUGGCCCCAGAGGUGCUGGAGGGAGCCAUCAACUUCCAGCGAGACUCCUUCCUGAGGAUAGACAUGUACGCCAUGGGCCUGGUGCUGUGGGAGCUGGUGUCCCGCUGCACAGAGAUGGAGGGUACUGUUGGCGAGUACAUGCUGCCGUUUGAGGAUGAAAUAGGUCAGCAUCCCUCCCUGGAGGAUCUGCAGGAUGUGGUUGUGCACAAGAAGAUGCGUCCCGUCAUUAAGGACUGCUGGCUCAAACAUCCUGGGCUGGGCCAGAUCUGCGAGACCAUCGAAGAAUGCUGGGACCACGACGCAGAGGCGCGACUGUCGGCCGGCUGCGUGGAAGAGCGGAUCAGUCAGAUCUCCAGGACGAUAAGCAGCACUACCUCAGACGGCCCCGUCUCCAUUGUGACGUCGCUCAUCAAUGAAGACCUACCUCCCAAAGAGUCCAGCACCUGAACGGGUGACACCAUCCUUCACCUGAGCUCCUGACUAUUCUCUUUUUCUUUUCUUUUUUUUUUUAUCCAAACUCAGCGGACCUCUGUGAAUAUUUAACAACUCAACAAAAGAAAAAAAAAAAACAACCUAGCAAC